GAGGAAGGUAGGCGUGCAGCUGAAGCGCGAGGAGCCGGUGAGAGCAGAAAACGAGCGCGAGGACUAAAGACAGACAGCGGCUCGGAUUAAACGGCAACAGAGCGCGCGAGCGGUCCAGAUUCUCCGUCUGCUGCACGCGAGAAAGUACGGUCCCGUGCGCGCGUGCUGUCUGUUUCCGUGCACCCCCGUUCCCGUGCAGGAGCGUGCCCCCCUCGCGCGCCCUCGCGCUUCGUGUACCCCUUGGCUGGAUCGUGACCCCACUGCAUCUGUCCCCAUGGAGCCGUGGCGGCAGUGCGCGCUCUGGCUGAUCAGCUGCCGCGUGCUGCCGCCGCACCACCGCGUCACCUGGCCGUCCGCGCGCGUGUUCGACCUGGCGCAGACCCUGCGGGAUGGGGUCCUGCUGUGCCAGCUGCUCAACAACCUGCGCGCGCACACCGUCAACCUGAAGGAGAUCAACCUGCGCCCGCAGAUGAGCCAGUUCCUGUGCCUGAAGAACAUCAGGACGUUCCUGUGCGCCUGUUCUGAGGUGUUCGGGAUGAAGAAGAGCGAGCUGUUCGAGGCCUUUGAUCUGUUUGAUGUUCGGGAUUUUGGGAAGGUGAUGGACACGCUGUCCAGACUGUCCAGCACGGCCGUGGCUCAGCAGACUGGAAUAAAACCGUUUCCUACAGAGGAGAGCGUGGAGGACGAGGACAUCUACAACCACCUGGAGGACCUAAUCGAUGAGAAUGGCGUGGACGAUGAGGAAGACCUGUACGACUGUGUGUAUGAUGAUGAUGAAGGUGGGGAGGUGUAUGAAGAUCUGAUGAAGGCCGAGGCUGGAGCUCCACCAAAGCAGGCUGAGACGGACAUCAGGAGCUGCUGUCUGGCGGAGAUCAGACAGACGGAAGAGAAAUACACAGAGACACUCGAGUCCAUCGAGAAGUUCUUCAUGCGUCCGCUGGAACAGUUCCUCACGGCUGUAGAGAUCGACAGAGUCUUCGUUAACAUUCCAGACCUGGUGAAAGUGCACAAGAGCCUCCUGCAGGACGUCCAGAACUCCAUCGGUCACCAAAGUGCCAGCAACCUCCACCUGAUCUUCAUCGACUACAAGGAGAGGUUACUGCUGUAUGGUAAAUACUGCAGUCAGGUGGAGACGGCCAUCGCCUGUCUGGAUGAUAUCUGUAAAGAUAAAGAGGACGUCAGGCAGAAACUGGAGGUCUGUUCUAAACGAGCGAAUAACGGGAAAUUUACUCUCAGAGAUCUGCUGGUCGUCCCGAUGCAGAGAGUCCUGAAAUACCACCUCCUGCUCCAGGAAUUAGUGAAACACACUUCUGAUGCCACGGAAAAGAGCAACCUGCGCCAAGCUCUGGAUGCCAUGAAGGACCUGGCUCAGUAUGUAAAUGAGGUGAAGAGAGACAACGAGACGCUGAGAGAGAUCGACCAGUAUCAGAAAUCUAUAGAGAACCUGAAUCAGUCUCUGAGUAACUACGGUCGGCCUAAAGGAGACGGGGAGGUUCGAGUCGCUUCAGUGGACAAACGAGCCAAACAGGACAGGCACAUCUUCCUGUUCGACGUGGCGGUGAUCGUGUGUAAGAGGAGAGGAGAUGUGUAUGAAAUGAAGGAGGUGAUCGACCUCCACAACUUCAAAAUCACCAACAACCCCACCUCAGACAAGGAGAACAGGAAGUGGUCGUACGGAUUCUACCUCACGCACAAUCAGGGUCAGAGCGGCUUCGAGUUCUUCUUCAAAACCAAAGAGCUGAAGAAGAAGUGGCUGGAGCAGUUCGGCAUGGCCAUCUCCAACAUCCGGCCAGAGAAUGGGAACAGCAACCUCCACGAGUUCCGCAUGCACACCUUCGACAGGAUCACAGCCUGCAGUGCCUGCAAGAUGCUGCUCAGGGGUAUAUUUAAUCAGGGUUAUCAGUGCUGUAAGUGUGGAGAAGGAGCUCAUAAGGAAUGCCUCGGUCGAGUGGCCAUGUGUGGAAAAAGCAACAGCUCAGAUACAGGAUCCUUCAGGACUCAGGAGCGACCACACAGCCGCCGUGUAGAUCCAGGUUUACCGAAGAUGCUCGCCAUAAGGAAUUACUACGGUAACCCCACCCCCAUGUACGGCCCCGCCCUCAAUAUUACAGAGGGUGACAUCAUCGAGCUGAUCAGAGCAGAUCUACACAGCACCUGGUGGCAGGGUAAAGUCCUGUCGUCCAGAGAGGUGGGGUUCUUCCCCAGCGACGCGGUGAAGCCCUGCCCCUGCGCCAAGCCCAUCGAUUACUCCUCCCAACCCUGGUUUGCGGGGCGGAUGCAGCGGCUGGAGGCGGAGGCGGAGCUUGUUAACAGGAAGAACAGCACUUACCUGGUGAGGCACCGGGGCCACGACAGUAACGAGUACGCCAUCAGCAUCAAGUUUAGCAACGACGUGAAGCACAUCAAGAUCCUGAUCAGAGACGGAUACUUCCAGAUCGCCGAGAACCGCCGCUUCCGCAGCAUCCUGGAGCUGAUAGAGUACUAUAAGCAUCACUCUCUGAAGGAGGGGUUCCGGACGCUGGACACCACGCUGCAAUUCGCCUACAGAGAACCGGAGAACCGAGGAACCACCCCAUUGCUCUGCGGUCUUUCUUUUGUAACUCCCGUCGGCUGCAGCUUUAUUCCUCCCUCCUCUGCCCCCUUCUGGUCAGUGUUCGCUCCGAAGGUGAUCGGCGUGGCGAUCGCUCGUUAUGAUUUCUGCUCCAGAGACACGCGGGAGCUCUCUCUGCAGGAGGGAGACAUGGUGAAGAUCUACACCAAAUCAGGAGCUAACGGCUGGUGGAGAGGAGAGGUCAACGGCAGGGUGGGCUGGUUUCCCUCCACGUAUGUAGAGGAGGGAGAGGAGUGAGGGAGUGGGCGAGAGACCUGCAGUCAGAGCUGGAGAACAGUAAAGCCUGGAUUGGCUUUGGAUUGGUUAAAAAUCCGAAAACGGACUGAACCGGAGCCGUGGUGGAAUUCUGAAAGGCAGAGAGAAAUUCACCCUCACUCUCUCUUUCUCUCUCUUUCUCGCUCUCUUUCUCUGGUUGGGUGGAGGAGAUAGCGGCUGGAGGAGGGCGACCCUGCCAGUCAGCCAGAACACAGGGACUGGACUUUAUGCCGUGACCUUUGACCCCCUGGACCAGGCUGCCAUCCCUUUACACACCCAGAAGCCGUGGAACUGUCACAAAUGGAAACACGGUGUGUGUGUGUGUGUGUGUGUUGAUGUGAAUGCGUGGGAAGAAUCCUACUGUGUGUGUGUGUGUGUGUGUGUGACCUUGAGUUCCACUUACCUGCGGCAUUAUUGAUGAGUCUGUCCCCCUUCUUCUCAGCGGGGUUCAGGAGAAAUGUCCUCGCUCUCUUUUUCUCUCUCUCUCUUUUAUGUCAUCACACUUUUUCAACCAUAUAUUAAAGCGAUAGUUCAUCAAAAAUCAAAAAUAACCCCAGUUCCACACAUCUUACCCCUAAAGUAUUCAAUCAGCCAGGUAAUGUUUGGUAUCUGAAGUUUGCCUAUAUCCUUUUAUAGGGAUAAUGUUGCUAUCAAGUAAUGGAAGUCUAUGUACACCAGUUAGCAUCUUCUGUAUUUGUAUGCUAUUAGCACUAAUCAGAGCUGGGGCUUCUGGGACUUGUAGUUCUGAGAGCUUGCUCCUCUUUUUGCUUCCCAUCCUAUGAUCUAAAAUGUGGUGGAAUUUUCUCCCAUAGUUUCUAAUCAAUCACACUUUUAUAGAAUGGCUUUUCCCAUAUUUCAGUGUUUACUCUAACUCUUAAAAUGCUCUAUAUUAUUCACAGAUGUUUGGCCAAUUUUACACAGUGCAAAAUAUAGUUUUUCCAUAUGGGCACACAUGGGUUAUAGCAUAAUAAUAAUUCAAUUCAUGUGCGCAAGAAAUAUCCCAUACAGAAAAGAAAUAUAUAGGUAGGCCUCUUACAAUACCAAUAAUUGAUAAUAUAUAAUAAUAAUAAAAAAAUGAUUUUAUGAGUUAUUUUAAGACCAUUUUAUGGCAUUAAUAUCAUGGUGCAAUGACACUAUUUGCACCAGAAUAGUGAACUCUAAAUUAUUAUUUAAAAAUGUGUUUAGACAUUGCAAUUGGAAAGAAUAUUUAAAAUAAAAUAACAAUAAUAAUACAAAUAAAAUGAAUCAGCUGUUUUUAAACAAUGUGAGCUUAUUGGUUCGUUUAAAUUAAACCAGAAAAAUCAUUUAAAAACCAUAUUUAUCGAUUCAUAUCAAAUACAUUGUUUAGUUUUAAAAUAUAUAUAUAUAAAAAAUAUGUUUUUUCUUUUUAAAUACAUUCGCAUCUAUUUAUUUUCUAUAUGGGAUCAAAUUCGAUGUGACAAUGUCAUCGAUAUAUAUCAUCAUUCUACGUCACCAGAAGCAUAUAGCCACAGGUCUAUAACUGUAGUUUAUACAGUCGUUUUGAACAUUCAGUGGAACUACAGCUUUGGGAAACACUGUGUAUCUUUACGAUGAUUUAUAUUAUGCAAUAUUAUGCAAUUCUCAAAUUGAAGUUCAAAUUAGCUAUGUAUGUGUUUUUGGGAAACGCACCCUUGAAUUGCUUUUUGAGCAUCUAGUGGUUGGUUGACGAAUUUGUGCAAGGAAUUCUGGGAACUGUAGUGCUGCUAAACAUUGAGCAACAUGACAAACAUGUAUAAAAGGAUAAAUUCAGCACAGAUUGGCUCUUUUAGUGAAUUUAGUUUUGGUUUAUAGCACACGAUUGUCUAUAAGCCUUGGCUAAAUGCUAACUGCUAACUAGAAGCAAACUUCAGAUACCAAAUUUCUCUUGUCUAAUUAACUGUAUUUCAGGUAUUUUAGCUAUAGUAGACCACUGUGUAUUUCAGGUUUUAAACCGAAGUAUCGCUUUAAGGUCACAUUGUCACUCUUCCACCUCCGCUGAAGCUGAUCGCCAUCAUUUUCUUCUUCUACGUCCUUCCCCUCUCCUCUCCUCCCUCGCUCUCACUUUUCCACUUCAGAGGAGCUGGCUGGUUGUUGUCUGUUUGGGUUUCGCUUUGUUCUCUCGAUGUUUUUUCGUCGUUGUUGUUGCUGCUUAUCUCCGGAGAUGUUCCGUGGGCUGUCGUGACAUGUUUAUCUGAUUUAGCGUGUUAGCGUAUAGUCGGGGAACACACAGCGCGAGAGGAGGCAACAGCCAGGCAGGCGGCUGACAGAAAACAAAAGAGCGCGAGAGGGGGAAAGAGAGAGAGAAUAAAAGAGAGGGAGAGAAACAGCAUGGUCUUUCUGUCCAAACCGAAGAUCUCAUUAGAUACUACAGUCACAGCCUGCUUAAUCUGCUAAUGAGGAGAUAUAGCUGCACGUCGUCAGCGUGUACCACCCAGCUUAUUAACUCCAUAUAAACGAGCCCGAGCUGCGUUCACAUUACGGCGUCAAACUGGUUCAAAUCUGAUUCAUUUUCAUGCAUAAAAAAAAACUGAUCUGAAUCACUUACAUUACAGUACACUUAGGCAGCAAUAUUAUAUCCAAAAGAAGCAUUCACGUACUUUAAUCUCUUAAGCAUGCAUUUUUUAUUUAUCUUUGUGCUAAUUUGGGCUAAUUGGCACCUGAUCCGUGUAAAAACAAAGAUGAUGUAAAAACUACAUGAUGUAGUUUCUGAGAAAAAACAUUAUGUCCACAUAUGAGGACUUAAGUUUUAUAUAUUUUUAUAGAACACAAUGAAAUUGCAAUUAGAAAUGAUUUUGUGCAAAACAAAAGUAGAAAGUGAUAUAAAGAAGACAUAAAGUAAAAAACGUAAACAGUUACUGUAUUUAUUGUUCAUUUACAUUCAUUUCUGAACAAAACUCUUCUGCCACCACUAGGUGACACUAUAAUGGCCUCAUAAGAGGACACCAGGCUCUUGUACAGCAAAAUUUACUGUUGUGCUCUAGACUUAAAACUUAAAAUGUAAUGUCCAACCAUGUGGACACCAGGUCCUAGGAGGUUAAAGGGGCACUAAACCCCCUUAUCUUAGCUGACUCCACACUUUUAGCUCAAUUUUGCAAAAAGCUAAAAAUAAAAAUGGCACUGGGUGAUGUGAUGUAUGGGUUUAGGGGCAGGGUCAGAUAAUUACCAUAUGCAGAUCAGCAGAUAUACAACAACCAAUCAAAAAACAACAGCCUAUUUUUACCCAUUCCUCAUGCAUCGUUUAAAUAGCAACUGUUUUUCUGAAUAUAUCUACACCGAUGGGCGUGGUGUUCUGGUUAUGAAAUGAGGUGUGUUCAGGUACAUUUCUGGAGUUUUGCUUGUUUAUCUUGGUAACAGAAAACACAGGAGCUCCACUGACUGAAUACAACCUAGACAGACGCCAACAGUCAACAGUCAGACGUUCAUUGCUAUAUUGGCAGUGCACAAACCCAUAGCGUGAGCAAACUUUUUUACAUCAACAAUUAACAGAAUGAACAAGCAUAAACGAGCAGCUCAGUUUUUUCAUUGACAAAGCAUUGGACACGUCCAGUUACCUGCGCCGUUCAAAUAGCAAUUCGCCAAAGUCAGAGCUCACCUGGUUCUUAAAGGAAAGGGUGAUCAUGUGACAUUCUGAUUGGUUUCAUUUUUCACAUUACGCCCAAAAUUAAACACACUCAUGAUUAAUUAAGAGAAUUAUUACAAGACUAUAGCCUUUUGUGCGUUUCGAGCUGUGCAUGGUGUACUUUUCCCGUCGUUACGAUAGCAAAGACACACUGACACGCCCUCUAAAUCAAGCUAAUGACUCGCCUAUAGAUCAGUAAAAUUAAAUCAAGCAAUCUGAACAGACAUAAACCAGCCAGCAUUACACUCUAUAGCCUGUGACUUGAAAUGAUGCAACAAUAUUAUGGGUAUUUUAUUUUUUUCUCUUAUUUCUACUAUUGUUUUAUGAUUUUUUAAAUCUUAAAAUGAUGCUUUUUACACUCCUUAGUGUGUUUUUGAAGUGUUACAGAUCAGAAACUCGAGCGAAUGAAGCAGAAAAAUGUAUUUUUCCAUCCCAGUAAGUGUGAAGAUGAUGCAGAAGGAUGUUUAUAGAUAUUUAUUGGUGUAUAUAUCUAUAUCUAUAUAAAAUCUAAAGGAGGGUUGCUCUGUGUUCAGUAUGAUGUUCUCUCAUUGUGUUUUAAUGUCCUGGUUAGCCUGCAGUGUAGCUCUGCUGCCGCUAGAUGGCGGCACCAUUAGCGGAUGCAUUCUUAUACAUCCCAUUUACAACAACACCUCGCUAUUAACAGUUUAAUGCACAUACAGCUCUGGAAGAAAUAAGAGAGCACCUAAAAAUGAUGAGUUUCUUUGAUUUUACCAAAUUGAAAACCUCUGGAAUAUAAUCAAGAGGAAGAUGGAUGAUCACAAGCCAUCAAACCACCAAACUGAACUGCUUGAAUUUUUGCACCAGGAGUAAAGCAGCAUAAAGUUAUCCAAAAGCAGUGUGUAAGACUGGUGGAGAAGACGAACUUGCUAAGAUGCAUGAAAAAAAAACUGUGAUUCAAAGCCACCAGGAUUAUUCCACCAAAUAUUGAUUUUUAAACUCUUAAAACUUUAUGAAUAUGAACUUGUUUUCUUUGCUUUAUUUGAGGUCUGAAAGCUCUGUUUCCUUUUUUUGUUAUUUAAGCCCUUUUUCAUUUUCUGCAAAUAAAUCCUCAAAAUGACAAUACCUGUAGUUUAUAGAACAAACAUAAACCUAUAAAUAGUCAGAAAAUCAGAGAAACUGAUUCAGAAACUGAAACUCAUUUAGAACUGAAUAUUAUAUCCAAAAGCAGCAUUCAGGUGCUUUAAUAAAGGGGCUCUAAACCUCCUGGUUUUAGCUAACUAAAAGACUAAAAAAAAAGCCCCGGGUUAUGUAUGGGUUUAGGGGCGUGGCCCUAAAACUGAUUCAGAAACCAAAGUGAUCUCUUCAUUUAUUCCAGAGCUGUAUAAGACAGUUUUCCUUGCCUUAUCAGUACUAUGUAACUCUCCCUCGCUUGCACACUUCCCUUCACUCUCUCGUUCUCUCUCUCUCUUUCACUCUCUCUUUAGCGCUCUCUCUCUCUUCAGCUCUCCAGGCCCGAGGGUUUGGAGGGUAAUUGGGGGGACUCUUUCCCUGCUUGGUGCCAGAGGGACUGAACUGGCUCUGUAAUGGUUGGAGGUUGCGGGGGUCCGUACUCUGAGUAGAUUAUCCCUUUGAUAAUCUAACCCUCUGCAGUGUAGACCCCACGGGUGUGUGAACCAAAGGCCUAUUUUAGAAUCUAACAGCGAUUCUGUUAACAGAUAUAACAGUGAUAUUAUAUCAGCGCUGCUCACACCAACACAAUACCACCAUACACGCCUUCAGCCUGCGCUGCUUAAAUAGAUAUCUGCCAAAGUCAGAGCUCGUCCGGCUCUUAAAGGGAAUGACAAAUAAUACACAGUACACCCAUGAUUAAUUAAAGGUCUCCAAUUCAUUUUAAAAUGUCUAUUUGUGACUCUAGUAUAAAAAAAACGCUCAGGUGUUUCUAUUCAGCCCUGCUUUAGUUCACUGAAUAAGUGGUCUCUGAAGAAACACAGGAUUUGGUUCUUGCUCAUGAAUAUUCAUUCAUUAAACUCAAAUGAUUUAAGUCUGUUUUACAUAAAAUUGGACAUUUCUAAUCAAUACUCAACAAUUUUGAGUUAGCUGAACAUUAGAAAUAAAUCAACUUCCCCUUUAGUUGUAAUAAAUUGAUGUUCUAAGUUAUGCUAUCUUAAAUUUUCAUUACCCAUUACUUAACUUUCUUAAGGCAAAAGGUUUCCUCAAAUGUUUUAAGUAAAUUCAACUUAUCCGGUUUUACAGUGUACAUGCAAAUAGAUUGCCUCUGAUUGGCUAACCUAACAGCACUGCAGCAGAGAACGCCUACCUGCUGCCUUCCCCCCUACUGACAAUUUUACAGCUUUAAAACUUAAAGGACUAAAUGUUUUCAGAGAUACAGCCUCAGUUAUAAAGAUAUAACAUUGAGUGAAAGAUUAAGUUAACCCUUAAACUUCUUAAGUUGACUUGGUGAUUCAGUGCUUGGGCAGUUUCACCACGUCAAAGCUUCAGAAAUUCGCUCUAUAUCAUAAAAUCUGAUCCGAACGGCGCCCGUUUUUGACCGGUGUUCUGUCGAGUUGUGCAACCCUGUCAAACCGUGCUUCCCUAGUGUAUAUUUAAAGUCUUGGUAAAACACAGAAUCAACCGGAGAUCCUAUUUAAACCUACAGUUACUUACACAAGAUAGCUAACAGAAGCUGUAAACAGAGCUGUUAGCUUCUCAUUAGCUAUAGCUGCUAAUGCUCUAGCAUGCAUAUCGUCACUGUCCAAUGAAAAAGUAGUACAAGUAUCUCCAAAACAGCAACUUUACAGGAGAGAGAAAAACCUUGUAAACUUUCAAUGGAAGUCAAUGUAAAAAAAAGUUUAUUUCAGGUCAUUUUGAAGAGUUUCUAUUGGUCUGUGCAUCAAGAAAUUUUGGCACAGUGUAAAUUGUUCAAAUGUAGUACACUAAAAAUCGACAAAAAUGGAGAUAAGUGUUUUUUUUUACAGGACAGCGACAAUAUACAACUCAAAGAGACCUAUAGUAUUGCAUAGAGAACAAGAAAAAUUGGAUUCUAGUGGAAUCAGACCUUUAAAGGAAAUGACAAGUGACGUACUGAUUGGUUUAUUUCACGUUAUGCCCAAAAUACACCCAUAAUUAUUUAAGAGAAUUAGUACAUGCCUUUUGUGUUCUCUUCGAGCCACGCAAGUUGUACGAUAGCAAAGACAUACUGAAACGCCCUUAAUUAAGCGGCACUGUGCAUGGUUAUUGGCUAAUCUAAAGAUGACUUAUAUAGAGCCCUUUAUUGGACAAAAGUAUUGGAAAAGCUAUAAUGUAGGUAUAAUGGUAUAAUGUAUAAUAGGUAUAAUGUAUUGGUUUGCUAUUACUUUUAUCCAUAUACCUUAAUUUAAACUGUGUUUGUUCGGAUUUAAUUCUAACUUGUUAUUAAAGCGAUAGUAUUAUUCCUCCCUCCUCCACCCUGAUCUCCAGCCUCUCCAGCUCCUCUGUUCUCUCUGUUUAUUCAUCUCCUCCGUCUGUAUUCUCUCCAUCGCUGUUCCUCAGUAGCGCUGCUGCUCUGUAAUAAUGAGGGUUAGCGGAAAGCUAACGAGGUUCACCCACAGACAGCAGCAGCAGCAGCAGCAGCAGCAGUAGGUAAAAGUGUUUAUUGGGGUAAAUGUAGCACUCUCUCCUCUCGCCCUUUCCUUUCUCUCUAUGAUAAAAGGAUUUGCGGCGUAUCCUCAGCCCCGCUGGAGCCGCCGGAAACUUCAGUAAGCCAUAUUUAUACUGUGGUACUCUGAAUAAACCGCGGCACAUCAGCUCUUCUUCACCAAAGCCAAAGAUAUACUUGACCUGGGGCCACGGAACCGAGCCGCAGUGGCCUGUCCUGUUGCUGUGCAAUUCAGAUUUUUCCAUGUUUAAAUACUGCUGUAUUAUACUGUACAUAUGUAAAUGUAUAUAUAUAUAUGUAUAUCGCACAAUAAAAUGUAUAUUGCUUCUUUUUCAAA
Messenger RNA from Astyanax mexicanus (Mexican tetra), 10417 nucleotides. RefSeq names its product guanine nucleotide exchange factor VAV3 (gene vav3a). NCBI's taxonomy places the organism in Eukaryota, Metazoa, Chordata, Actinopteri, Characiformes, Acestrorhamphidae. Bases 275 to 2848 code for a protein of 857 amino acids. Gene Ontology annotation, cellular component: plasma membrane; cytoplasm. Gene Ontology annotation, biological process: cell migration; regulation of GTPase activity; intracellular signal transduction. The record is from RefSeq and is a predicted model, not a curated record. Gene Ontology annotation, molecular function: protein binding; guanyl-nucleotide exchange factor activity. The transcript is spliced from 28 exons.